This is a messenger RNA of Anolis carolinensis (green anole), 5043 nucleotides long. It is a transcript of the gene map3k10, whose product is annotated as mitogen-activated protein kinase kinase kinase 10. The transcript is spliced from 11 exons. Gene Ontology annotation, molecular function: protein binding; ATP binding; MAP kinase kinase kinase activity. Gene Ontology annotation, cellular component: cytoplasm. The record is from RefSeq and is a predicted model, not a curated record. Bases 715 to 3441 code for a protein of 908 amino acids. Gene Ontology annotation, biological process: protein phosphorylation; signal transduction. Lineage: Eukaryota; Metazoa; Chordata; Lepidosauria; Squamata; Anolidae.
CUGCCCAGCCGGGCACCAGCUGACAGGUCCUCCCGCGACGGCUGCAAGGGAGGGAUUGCGGGGAAGGAGGGACCCCCGGAGCCUUGCCAGGGGGCAGAGGAACCCCCGGGUGCCACCUCUCCCCCCUCCUUUGCUUCCUUCCCUCCCUCCCAUCGCCGGGAAUCAAAGCCGCAUCUCCGCCGGGAAGAGCAUCCAAGGAAGGAGGAGGACCACCCGCCUCGCCUCCCUCCCCCCUCCCUCCUCCCUCUCUUUCCUCUCUUUCUCGCCUAAGGGGAGGGGGCUGCUGUUAGGGUUGCCCCCUCCUCCUUUUUGCCCCACAGACUAGCAAGCAGGUGAAUGGAUGGCUGGAGAGAGAAAGAGAGAGAAGGAGGCACCUUGCGCCUUGCAAACUGGUGAGGCUCCUGGGUAAGAAAGGUUUUUCUCCCUUGUUCAAACAUCUUCAGGGCCUAAGAUUCUUUGUUGACUCUUCAAAAGACUUUCCAGGAAAGUUGUUGCUGCUGCAUCAGUUUUGGAUUUGAAAGAAUGGAAAGAAAAAGGGAAGUUAAAAGUGAAUUCUCUGAAGAAGGAUGUCUAGCCCAAAAGAAAGGAAACUGUGGUGGAUUGAGAAAAUUGGAAUCAAAAGGAGCUGUGGUUGUUCUUUUGACCCCAUUGGACCCAUGAGGCAUUCAAGGCUGUGACCGGUGGCAAACAGGGCCUGUGUUGGUCACCAGCUCCAUGGAGCCAGCAUGCAAGGAGACACAGGACAGUAUAGGGGCUUGGAAUACUGGCCCAAUGACCCCCAACCCGGUCUGGAUGGCUGUCUUUGACUAUGAGGCCACGGCAGAAGAGGAGCUGACAUUGCGGAGGGGAGACCGGGUAGAAGUCCUGUCAAAGGAUUCCACCGUCUCUGGGGACGAGGGCUGGUGGACGGGCAAACUCCAGGACAAGGUGGGCAUCUUUCCGAGCAACUAUGUCACUAGCAACCAUAAGUACACCCAGAUCCAGGGUUCCCUCACCUGCCCACCUCCCCUGGAAAUCUCCUUCCAAGAGCUGGAACUGGAUGAGAUCAUUGGGGUGGGGGGCUUUGGGAAGGUCUACAAGGGGCUGUGGCGUGGGGAAGAGGUCGCUGUGAAGGCCACCCGGCAAGACCCUGAGGAGGACAUUGCCGUGACGGCGGAGAAUGUACGGCAGGAGGCCCGGCUCUUCGCCAUGCUGCAACAUCCGAACAUCAUUGCCCUCAAGGCCGUCUGCCUCAACCUGCCCCACCUGUGCCUGGUGAUGGAGUAUGCCCGCGGAGGGGCACUCAACCGGGCGCUCGCCGGCAAGAAGGUGCCUCCCCAUGUGCUGGUCAACUGGGCUGUCCAGAUUGCCCGGGGCAUGAACUACCUCCAUAAUGAAGCCAUCGUUCCCAUCAUCCACCGAGACCUCAAGUCCAUCAACAUUUUAAUCCUGGAGCGCAUUGAGAAUGAGGACUUGAGCAGCUGCACCCUCAAGAUCACCGAUUUCGGCCUGGCCCGUGAGUGGCACAAGACUACCAAGAUGAGCGCAGCGGGCACCUAUGCCUGGAUGGCACCUGAGGUCAUCAGGCACUCCCUCUUCUCCAAGAGCAGUGACGUUUGGAGCUUUGGAGUGCUGCUGUGGGAACUGCUGACUGGCGAAGUCCCAUACCGGGAGAUCGACGCCCUUGCCGUGGCCUAUGGAGUGGCUAUGAACAAGUUGACGCUGCCCAUCCCCUCCACCUGCCCCGAACCCUUUGCCUGCUUACUGGAGGAGUGCUGGAGCCCAGACCCUCAUUCUCGACCAGACUUCAGCUCCAUCCUGCAGCAGCUGGUGGCAAUAGAGCAGUCUGCAAUGUUCCAGAUGCCACUGGAGUCCUUCCACUCUUUGCAGCAGGACUGGAAGGUGGAGAUCGCUGGCAUGUUUCUCGACUUGAGGACCAAGGAGAAAGAGCUGCGGAGCCGAGAGGAAGAGCUGCUCCGUGCGGCUCAGGAGCAGAAGACCCAAGAAGCAGAGCUACGUCGGCGUGAACAGGAGUUGGCGGAGCGUGAAAUCGACAUUGUAGAGCGGGAGCUGAACCUCAUCAUGAUGCAGAUGGGCCAAGAGAGGCCCCGGGUCAAGAAGCGGAAGGGGCACUUCCGACGUUCCCGCCUGAAGCUACGUGAUGGCAACCGUAUCAGCCUCCCAUCAGGGUUUGAACACAAGAUCACAGUGCAGGCAUCCCCAACUCUUGACUGUCGGAAAGGGCUGGGGGCCAAUGGGGCCAGUCCGCCUGGGAGCCCCAACAUCAUCCCACGCCUCCGUGCCAUACGCUUGACGCCCUUGGAUGGAAACCGAACAUGGGGACGCAGCACUACGAUCAAGAAGGAGGAGCUGGUGGGGACCAAGAAGAAAGGCCGGACGUGGGGCCCCAGUUCCACCGUCCACAAGGAGAGACUAGGAGGAGAGGAAAGGUUGAAGUCUCUGGCUGAAGGCAGCAAGCAGUGGUCCUCCAGUGCUCCCAACCUGGGCAAGUCUCCGAAGCACAUGCCGUUGGCUGGGGGCUUUGCUAGCCUCAACGAGAUGGAGGAGUACACAGAGAAGGAGAGCAGCACACCUCACUCACCAUACAUGCCCCUCUUGCCACCGCCAGAAGGAGAUGCCAGUCUGAAGACCUUACCGCCCAGUUUGGAGUGGUCCAAGCGGGGAACAGCCUCCCACCACCAUCGGCGUCGCAGUGAGCUCGUGCUACUGGGCUGUGCCUCUAUCUUAGCCUCCAUUGCCCUGGGUGCUGAGCUGGCAGAGUUGGCAGGCGAAGGGUUGAUGGCUCGCGCUGCUUCGGGCCCCCCCAGCUCUGCUACCCUCCUCUCCCUCUCCUCUCUCUCGGAUUGCAACUCCACCAAGUCCCUUCUGCCUUCGGACAGUGAUGAAGCCCCCCUGUACGAGCCCCCCAGCCUCCCUGAGAGCCCCCUGCCAACUCCUCGCCAUAACCCCCUGGUGGACGUCACCAUCGAGAGCUUCAAGAAGGACCCCCGGCAGUCACUCACCCCGACCCAUGUCAGCGCCACCCAGGCUGUCAAUAGGGGUCACCGUCGGACACCAUCCGAUGGGGCCAUCCGUCAGGGCCUGCAAGGUGGUGACUGCAAAGGCUUACAGGAAACGUUGCCCUUUCCACGUUUGCCAGACCUUUCCCAGGCCGGUCACAAGGCCUCUUUGGACACGAUGCCAGUUGAGCGGCCCCGGACACUGGCCUUUGCACCGCGGCCUCGUCCAGCCUCAGGCCGGCACCGCAUUGACCCUUGGAAACUCAUCUCCCUCGGAAGCUCGUCUCAUCUCUCCUCACCCGGGGAGGCCGCCAAGGGAACCGCGGCCUUACGCCAGACUCUUCUGGACAUGGACAUGGACGGGCAGAACCGGGACAGCACUGUGCCAUUGUGUGAGGGGCAAACCCCAUGCUAUAGCCUGGAGACGGACGUGUCUCAUUGACACAGCUACUUGUCUCAGUUAGGGAAGUCCACAGCUGAAACUGUGUCUCUCUUAGUGUUGAAUAUGGACGGCACUUCUCUAGCUUUAACCCUGGGAAGAUCAUGGAACAGAGUGAGAUACCUUAAAGCUACAUCAAAUGGGAUGAAGAUACCUUUUCCCCUUCUCUUUCCAAACUCUAACUUUCCUCUGUUACCAUCCCACCCCAACAUGGCUAUUUUGUAAAGAGGAAAACAUUGAGGAAUAGCUCCUCUUUGGGUGCAUCUGCACUGUUCAGUUAUUGCAAUUCGACACUGUUUUCACUGCUCUGGAAUACUAGGAGUUGAGUUUGGUGAGGGACCAGCAUUCUUUGGCAAAGAAAGCUAAAGAUCUUGUGAAAUGAUAGCUCUCAUGAUCAUAUAGCAUUGUGCCAUUGCAAUUAAAUUGGUGUCAAGCUGCAACAAUUCCAUAGUGUAGAACAGGCAUGGGCAAGCGUUGACCCUCCAGGUGUUUUGGACUCCAACUCCCACCAUUCCUAACAGCCUCAGGCCCUUUCCUUUCCCCCCUCAACUGCUUAAGCUGAAGCUUAAGGAAGGGGCCUGAGGCUGUUAGGAAUGGUGGGAGUUGGAGUCCAAAACACCUGGAGGGCCAAUGUUUGCCCAUGCCUGGUGUAGAUACACCUUUGGUUGUUCUGCGUCCCCCUCCAUAAUCUGCUCAGAAUUAAAGCUAUAAGAGUUUUCUCCCGGAUCCAACUUGGAAAACAUAGUAUCUAUCAAUAUAGCCAGAGAGAAACUUAGCUAGAGUUUGGGGAUGUGCUGCAGGAACCCUUUUAUUUAUUGACUAUGGGCCUCCCAAGCAGAGUCCUUUUCCACAUCACAAGAUGGUUCGGCCAUUUGUCCAAUUUGGUGCUCCAUCUGUGUGCCUGGCUGUGAAUGAGGCUGCUGAGAAGCCUUCAUAGGUCAUGUCUGAUCCAAGCAAUUGUCAUUCCAAUUCUGUUUUCCCCUUUUUUAUAUAAAAAAGAAAAGGAAAAUGCCGUGUUGUUGUCCAUUGUCAAGUCACCUUUGAUGUAAGCCGUCAAUUAUGCUGCCUUAGAUCUUGUAAACUUGGGACAAUGUUUUCCUGGAUUGAAUCUAUCUGCUAUGCACUCUUAAUUUUCCCUAUCAUGUUAUCAUUGUCCAUUUAAUUAUGUUGUCUCAUAAUGUGUUGUCGAAGGCUUUCAUGGCCGGAAUCACUGGGUUGCUGUGUGUUUUCCGGGCUGUAUGGCCAUAUUCUAGAAGCAUUCUCUCCUGAGGUUUCACCCACAUCUAUGGCAGGCAUCCUCAGAGGUUGUGAGGUCUGCUGGAAACUAGGCUACUGAGGUUUAUAUAUCUUUGGAAUAAUGUCCAGGGUGGGAGAAAGAAAUCUUGUCCGUUGGAGGCGAGUGUGAAUCUUGCAAUUAAUCACCUUGAUUAGCACUGAAAAGCCUUGCAGCUUCAAAGCUUGGCUGAUUCCUAGCUGGGAGAAUCCUUUGUUGGGAGGUGUUAGCUGGCCCUGAUUGUUUCAUGUCUGGGAUUCCUCUGUUUUCUGAGUGUUGUUAUUUAUUUACUGUCCUGAUUUUAGAGUUUUUUAAUACUAGUAGCCAGAUUU